AUGGGUCGCGCCUCGAAGUUCGCCUUCCCCUUGCCCGGCCGCCGCGCCCACGGCGAGCGGGACCAUCACUUGGAGCCCGCCGCCGCUCCCGACUAUGACUACCAACAACCCUCCUCCAAGGCAGAGCGUCUCUUGGGCACCGGCCUGCCGGGCCACCGCCAAGGGAGCUACUCGUCUGCCAGCGGCGUCCCCCGCAACAAUUCGGCCACUCCGUCGCUGGAGACCAAGAAAAGCUACAUGAGCUUCACCCUCGCCGACGAACGCAAGGGCUCGCUUUACAAUGACGACGGCCACCUCGUACCACCCAAUCCCCGCUUCCACCAGGAUCAACCCUCCACCCGCAGCAAGGACCGUUCCGCUUCCGUCACCAGUUCCACGCACAGCAGGAAGUUGCAAUCCCGAGGCUCUUCUUCCACCAUGCGCUCCCACCACGAUGGUGUGUUACGCAAAGGUCACCCUGCCUUGCACUCCUCGCAGAGCCUGGACCAGGAGAGUCUGCGCGAGUCCAUCCGUAGCGGCGACCUUGAGUCGGGCAAGAAGAAGAGAAUCCCCGCCCGCCUCGAUCUGUCCAAGCUGUUCCCCAAAGCCCCCAAGUCCAGAGACAACAAUGAUCAACAGCUUCUCUCCCCUACCAAGUUCGUUAGCUCUCCCAUGCCCAUGUCGAGCACCUCGACGCAUUUCUCGCGCCCUCUGACCUCGCCUACCACGUCGUCCCACAAUAGAGCUCCUUCUGUCUCGAGCACCAAGACCAGCGACACCCUUCGUGAAGGGAGAGCCCAGGCUGCCAAGGACCGCGCUUACAAGGCUCCGUUCGACAACGCCAAGGUCAACAGGCGAAGACCCCCGCCAGGCAUUCAGCAUUGGUUCGAUGGCAUUAGUGACGACGACGAAGAGGAGGAAGAGGAGGAGGUGGAGACGCCACCGGUGCGAGCGAGCGCAAGGCCUCAAGAAUCUCGAUCCUUGCCCCAGCGACAGCCAUCACAGCACGAUCACCGACGACGAGAGUCUCCCCCUCGGCACGGCCGUAAGCCUUCACACAACAAGGCCGCGCCCAAGCAACCCUCCUAUCCAGCCGACGACCGUGCUUAUGCCGCGGACCGCUCGUAUGCUUCAAAGCAUGGAUAUUCAAACGAGCUGCACGCAGACCACCAAAGCUACCGCUAUCGCUCCGACUAUCAUCAGACUGGUGUGGAUAGCCGGUCUUCCGACAAGCCUCAUGUCCGGGCUCAACCUAGUCAGGCUUCUCUGGCGAGCCACAAAACGGGCCGGACCAACACGAGCAAAAUAUCCAGCAGGGACCUGAAAGGUGACAGCGUUCUGUCACUUUCUUCGUCAGAAGACGAGAGUGAUCCUAGGAGCAGCGGUACCAGUCUGCCAAUCAUCCGCGACAGUCUUGCCAUGUCUACCGACACCGAAGGCGAGAUCUUGAUUGGUAGGGCCCAAGCGUUCGAUAUCAGACCCCGUCAAACCCGCACCGGAAGACGCAUGACUACGGCAUCUGGGACUAGUGUGCAGUCCUCAGGGACCGGUACCACUAUCGAUGUCAUGCUGUCCCCGACUACUGCCGCCUCCAGCCAGACGAACUUGCUUCUCCCCAGACAUUCCAAUUCCCGAAGUGCCGGCAGACGCGGCUCUCGACACGCCCGGCAGGUUUCUGCAAUCCCAGAGGAUCUGGACGGCGAUUCGAAACGCUACAGUGGAAGCAUUAGCAAUGUGUCCUUCGAGGACAAGGACACGAGUAGCAUUAGGAGCGGAAGGACAUCCAAGAGCGAGCCCAGACAUCUGGGUCACAAGCUCAUGGCUGUCACUGAAGAAGAGGAGGUGCUCUUGGAACUCAUGCGUAGGAAACGUGCCGCCAUGGCAAAGCAGAGCUUCACGGAUGGUUAUCGAUCGGCCAUCAGGGCUGAACACCACUACAUGUCGAUGGAUAGCCCCAUUUCGGAAUACUCGAGCAAGCAGAGCCUCGCCGACAGUGACCGGAGGCAUUCUAAGAAGUCGUUUCACUCUCAGACCACGGCGGCAGAAACAGAGACUUCUUCAUCGACUUUGGAAACGCUUUCUAAUGCAACCUACGUGCCGCAAUCACGGUCUGAUAAGAAGAACCGGGCCCCACCUACGGCGAACGAAGCACUACUCAGGUCACCUGCUUCGAGUUCAAUCACGUCCGCCUCCUCGGUUUUCUCUUCGCCGCGAUCGCGCCCUGUGCAGCGAAUCAUGUCGCAAGCCCCUCAGCUGUCUCCUGCUCUUUUCUCUCCGCUGGAGGUCUUCCCUUCGCCACCUGACUCUCCUAAUUUCCCCGCCACUGCCUCGCACACUGACACGAUUCCCUCGCCCGUCACGCCGGGUCCCGGCCCCCACGGCGACCUUCACGUCAAGGUUGCUGGCAGCUCUAUCGGUGGCAGUGAAGCCAGUUUCGGUACUGACCAGGACUCGAUUCACAAUGCCCACCACCACCAUCAUCCGUCGUCUGAUUUCACCAUGAUCCACAAGGGCAAGGAGAGAGCGCGCGUAGUUACCAAGCACGCCGAAGACAUGGACGGCGCCCGUGCUACCCACGGUAUCGAUAGGGCCCGUAGCCACAGCCGCCGGCGCACUGCUAGCUCUGGAGCCAAUAUCGCCGCCCCUUGCGCAGAAACGACGGGAGAGACAGCAGCCUCCAACUUUGUUGUCCCGCCCCGCACGUCCUCGAUCAUGGCGUUCCCCAAGCCUGGAAUUUCGAUUCAGCAGGAUGAUGUGCACUCGGUGUCUUCGGCGGCGUCAAGCAAGAGCCGUGCUCGGCCUGGUGAGGGUGAAUGGGACUGGGACGCCGAGGUUGACGUAGGCGCAGUCAUCAGCCAAGUCCGCAAAUCGCGCUCUUCGCACAUUUUGGGCAGCUCGCGCACCUCGGUUUCGUCGACCACGAAGCAGCGUUUGAGCAGGCAGAACAGCACCACGAGCCACGUCAGCAGCAAGAGUGGCGCCAGGAGUGAUGCUGGAGACAGGCUUUCGGUGACUCCCAUGUCUAGUGCUGCUAUUGCUCAGAGGAGCAGCGUUUGCGAUGACGUCCUUGCUGCGUGGAGCAGCCUUGGUGGCUCCCGCGGUGAAUUCUACGGUUGA
This is a messenger RNA of Lasiodiplodia theobromae, 3096 nucleotides long. RefSeq names its product Proteophosphoglycan ppg1. The transcript has a single exon. The coding region runs from base 1 to 3096 and encodes 1031 amino acids. The record is from RefSeq and is a predicted model, not a curated record. Lineage: Eukaryota; Fungi; Ascomycota; Dothideomycetes; Botryosphaeriales; Botryosphaeriaceae.